AUGUGGAUCAACUCACUUCUUGCAGGGGAAGUGCAACAAGAAAGAUUUAUGUUAAUUAUCGGCUUACCUGCUAAGUGUAGUUGGAACCUCAAUCCUCUAAGGGGGAUAGCAAGAGAUGGGUUCAAGGGUAACAUCAAGCAACUCAUCAGAGAUCAUGAUCCGGACAUUCUCAUUCUCACUGAGACAAAAGUCACUAAAAUUGGCUGCGAGGAAAUUGUUGAAAUUCUACCCUACAACUCGAAUGAAGUGCUGGACCCGGUGGGGUUUUCUGGUGGGAUCCUCAUCAUGUGGAACUCGGGUUUCCACGACCUCUUAGUAGUCAACAAGGAGCCUCGUGCAAUCCAUGCUGUUGUGCAGCAUUUUAAAAAUCUUUUCACUUCUGAGCCUUGCUUUCCCCUCCCACCUGUGCAAUCCUUUAACUCCAUUGACUGCUCUCAUCCAGCUACACUUUCUGAAGUUAGAGAGGCCCUUUUUUCCAUUGGUGGCCUCAAAGCACCUGGCAUAGAUGGUUACCAUGCUAUUUUUUUCCAAUUUUCCUGGGACACAUUAAAGGAUGAUUGCCUCCUCUCUGUAAACCAAGUGCUCUCCUGCAAAAUGGUCCCGGAAUGCAUGAAUAGGACUGUCAUAUGCCUAGUUCCAAAGAUUUUGUCUCCCACCCAAAUUACCAGCUUUAGACCAAUUAGCCUUGUUAACACCUCUUACAAGCUCAUCUCAAAGAUCCUAGUCAACAGGAUAAGACCUCACUUGUACAACAUUAUUUCCCCAAACCAGAACAGUUUUCUAAAAGGUAGAGGGACUGAGGUGAACUACAUUCUAGCUACUGAAAUACUCCAUUCUAUGAGAAAAAGGAAGGGUAGCAGAGGUUUAUUUGCUUUAAAGCUAGACCUUGAAAAGGCCUAUGAUAGGCUUGAGUGGAAAAUCCACACUGAAUGUAGCCAAAACAAAUGGAAGCCCUUUAGAUUCAGAGGAGGGAGUGUUGCCAUCUCCCACCUUCUAUUUGCAGAUGAUGUCCUUUUAUUUGGUGUAGCUGACAAAAAAACCUUACAUUCCAUCUCUGAAACCUUAAAAAGUUUUUGUUCUCUGUCAGGCCAGGAAAUAAAUGAGGAUAAAAGUAAGCUUUUUUUCUCUAGAAAUACACCUAUGAGCUUGAGAGAUGAUUUUGAGCAAUGUCUGAAUGUUAGCUCCUCAAAUGAUCUAGGGACUUAUCUAGGCUACCCUUUGUCUGAUAAAAGACCCUCAAGAAGACAGCUUUCCUCAAUCAUUGACAAGUUGGGGAAAAAAUUAGCAAACUGGAAGUCAAACCACUUAUCUAGUGGGGGUAGACUUGUCCUUCUGAAAUCCUCUAUGCUUUCAGUUCCCAGGUACUUGUACUUGAUGUCCUGCAUCAAGCUUCCCCAAUUCAUUCUAGGUAAGCUGGAUUCUAUUUGUUCAAAUUUCUUAUGGGGUGGGGAUACCAUCAAGAGGAGAGUAACCUGGAUUGCUUGGAAGAAUAUCUGUAAAGAAAAGGAGAAUGGGGGUUUGGGGAUCCUAAACAAUAGUGAGAUGAACCAACUAGGCCUAGCCAGAUUAUGCUGGAUGGUGGAUACUAGAGUAAACUGGCAGGGAAAGUCUUAUUUGAGAAGGAAGGGUUGGGAGUUAUUUAGCCAUAGCCUUCACUGGGAGGUGGGAAAUGGGAGAAGCAUUAACUUCUGGGGGGAUAGAUGGUUACAAGCUGACACUGUCAGAUCCCAACUCGUAGGUCCCAUCCCUGAGUCAGCCACAAAUUCUUGCCUGAGUGAUAUCCUUUCCAGCAGUAGAGUUACUCUAGAACAUAAGAUGGGGUUCCAGCUUUGUGACAACUUGUGGAGCAGAAUCCAAAGUGUUAAUUUGAAUCCUAAUGAGGACUACAAUUUCACUGCAUGGUCAAAAAAAGGGAGGUUUGACACCACCAGGGCUAGAGAGUGGCUAGUUAGUAGCAGAACACUUUCUGUUAAUAUGCAUCUCCACCCUGACUGGGACUGGAAUGCUAUCUGGAACUCUAACACUUACCCAAAAAUAAAAGUCUUCAUGUGGCAACUAGUAUGGGAUAGACUCCCUACUUCCCAAAAUCUUCAUCUAAGAAACAUCAAAAAUACCAGCACCUGCCCCUUCUGCCCAAAUCAAAUUUCACUGAGAGCAUUGACCAUCUCUUCAGUUCUUGCCCCAGAGCAUCUAAAUUCUGGCAAAACCUUUCUCACCCAUCCUCCACCCCCAAAUCUGCAAAUGAGAGCUCCCAGCAAUGGAUCCUAA
Chenopodium quinoa (quinoa) is the source of this 2268-nucleotide messenger RNA. RefSeq lists its product as uncharacterized. The transcript has 6 exons. NCBI's taxonomy places the organism in Eukaryota, Viridiplantae, Streptophyta, Magnoliopsida, Caryophyllales, Amaranthaceae. Bases 1 to 2268 code for a protein of 755 amino acids. The record is from RefSeq and is a predicted model, not a curated record.